CAUUAUGGGAGGAUGCUUAGAUCGAGAAAGAGAUAAACGAAGAAUUUUAGAAUAAUUAUCAUAUUCUUAAAGGCCAAUUCUCAAAUAAUCAAAUGAAUUUACCUAUCAGAGACAAAUCUAAUCAUUAUCAACCAAGAGUUAGCAUGUAGAGGUCUAAUAACAGAGAUAUAGCUUAUUGAAAUAUUCAUAAAUUUCUAGCAAAUAGGGCAAUCAAUCAGUUAGAAGUGAUAACUAAUCCUAUUAACAUAUCAAUUAAAACAAUUAAUUUAUCUUAUUACAAAGGGGAGAACUUAAAUAAUUUUUAAAAAUGAACCAUUUGGGAAUAGAUUAGAUUAUAACUAAUCCAAUAAAUACAAGUUAAUUGAUUAUUUGUUUCGAAUAGAAUGAUAUCACGGAUUUAGUAAUUAAUGAAUAAGUAAUUUCUAACAGUAAUUUUCACAAAUUGUAUAUGGAUAUUAAAGAUUUUAUUGGGUAUUUGCAUAGCCUUAUUGUAGUUAGCCAGAUAAAAAAAUAGUUGGUAUUAUUCUUGAGAACAGGAACUAAAUUUCAAUUUUAUUUAAAAAAUUGAAUCCAAGAUAAGCAAUGAAUAAUACUAUUGAAAUGCAAAGUAUAUAAAAUUAUAAAUUUAAGUGGUUGAUAGCGUAAGUCAAGAUUAACUAGAAGAAAUUAUAAAUGAAAGGAUGUAAGACAAUCUUAUUUGUUGCACUAUUUUGUAAUUACCUGAAUGUGCUCUAUUAUUUUUUUAAACAUGUCGUCGGUAAAUACAAGCUUUAAAUGUUAUAUCUUUAGAAAUGUAAUAACUUAAUGCAAUUAAUCUAUCCUAAGAAAUAGCAGGAAAAGUUGAAAUAUUAUAAAGUAAUGAUGUAAUAUAACUUAUUAUAUUUAGGAAUUUGAUUUUAUAAGUUUGUUGCCUGACAUUACAAAUAAAUCUCUCUAUAUUUUAAUGUCGAUUAAAUAAAUAUGA
Paramecium sonneborni is the source of this 964-nucleotide messenger RNA. NCBI's taxonomy places the organism in Eukaryota, Ciliophora, Oligohymenophorea, Peniculida, Parameciidae. The record is from the annotation of a GenBank genome assembly.